Molecule: messenger RNA, 2230 nt
Organism: Pygocentrus nattereri (red-bellied piranha)
Lineage: Eukaryota; Metazoa; Chordata; Actinopteri; Characiformes; Serrasalmidae
Product: cytochrome P450 4A25
Exons: 12
Coding region: 111-1667 (518 amino acids)
Molecular function (GO): oxidoreductase activity, acting on paired donors, with incorporation or reduction of molecular oxygen; iron ion binding; monooxygenase activity
Source: RefSeq, a predicted model, not a curated record
CUCUCUCUCGCAGUACCCCCCCCCCCCCUUCUCUCUCUCUGUUUUGUCUCUCCCCUAUUCCCUUCACAUUCACAGAUCUUGGCAACCACUCGACGCUGAAACAACGAGUCAUGGAGGUUUCCGAUUAUUUGGAGGGUGUAACGAAAAGAUACCUCGAGCCGUUCUGCUUCUAUCACGUUUUUGGGUUCGUUUGUAUAAUCUAUAUUGCGAUGACACUGACAAGAGUGGCUCUAAAAAGAAAGAGGUUGAUACGUGAAUUCGAACAGUUUCCAGGACCACCUGCACACUGGCUGUUUGGAAACGUCAACGACUUUCUGCAGGAUGGAACUGAUCUGGAGAAGAUAACCACAUGGGGAGAAAGGUAUCCCUAUGCCUUCCCCUUGUGGUUUGGCCCCACCCUUGCCAUUUUAAAUAUCCAUCAUCCAGCUUAUGUGAAGACCAUUCUGUCAUCAACAGAACCGAAGGAUGACUUUGGAUACAGAUUUCUCACACCGUGGAUUGGAGAAGGUUUGCUUGUGUCUGCGGGACAAAGAUGGUUUCGCCACAGAAGACUCCUCACACCUGGCUUCCAUUAUGAUAUCUUGAAGCCUUAUGUGAAACUAAUGGCAGAUUCUGCCAAAGUCAUGUUGGACAAGUGGGAAGCCUAUGCAAAAACAGAGGAGUCCUUUGAACUUUUUCAGCAUGUUAGCCUUAUGACACUGGAUAGCAUAUUGAAAUGUGCCUUUAGCUGCCACAGCAACUGUCAAACAGAGAGUGGGUCCAACAAAUAUAUACAGGCAGUGUAUGAGCUAUGUGACCUGAUAAACAUCCGGUUCCGAAUGCUUCCGUAUCACAGUGAUAUCAUCUUUCAUCUCAGUCCACAUGGCUACAGAUAUAGGAGGGCAUGCAAAAUUGCGCACAACCAUACAGAGGAAGUCAUAAGAAAGAGGAAAGAAGCUUUAACUAAUGAAAAGGAGCAGCAAUUUUCUCAGAAGAAGAGAAAUUUAGACUUUCUGGAUAUUCUUCUUUGUGCUCGAGAUGAGCAGCAGCAGGGCUUGUCGGAUGAAGACAUUCGAGCAGAGGUGGACACUUUUAUGUUUGAGGGACACGACACUACAGCUAGUGGCCUUGCAUGGAUCCUGUACAUUUUGGCCAACAACCCUGAGCACCAGGAAAAGUGUAGAAAAGAGAUCCAGCAGGUGCUAAAGGGAAAGGACAGUAUAGACUGGGAGGACGUCAAUAAAGUACCAUACACCACGAUGUGCAUUAAGGAGUCCCUGCGUCUCUAUCCGCCUGUACCAGGAAUGGCACGGAAAGUGACCAAACCCAUGACGUUUUUUGAUGGAAGAACAGUGCCUGACGGUUGUAUUGUUGGGACCAGUGUGUAUGGAAUCCACCGUAAUGCCACCGUCUGGGAGAAUCCAAAUGUGUUCGACCCAUUAAGAUUUCUGCCAGAGAACACAGCUAAGAGAUCACCUCAUGCUUUUGUUCCCUUCUCUGCUGGAUCAAGGAACUGCAUCGGACAGAACUUUGCUAUGAAUGAGAUGAAAGUGGUGGUGGCCCUGACACUGAAGAAGUACAUUCUCAUCAAGGACCCAGAUCAUACCCCAAAGAUGAUCCCUCGAUUAGUGCUUAGAUCUAUUAAUGGAGUUAACAUUAAGAUCAGAUUUGUUGAAAAUGAGCCUUAGAAAGAUAAAAUCCUAAUUAUCAUAAAAUCCCAAUCAGAAAUUAGUAAAACCAGUAUUAGCUCUAAAUUUACUAAUAAAAAGCCUGACACAUAGUAUGGGCUUUCUUUACUAUUAAUUACCAUGCAUCUGGUGUUGCAAUACAACAGCAACAAGUAGCAUUGUCACUGCUAAAUGUGUUAAAUAUUAAAUUAACUUUAAUAACAGGUUUGAUUCUUAAAAUUGUUCAUUUUAAACUGUGAAGAAAUGUGUAUAUGUAUGUGUAUAACUGUGUUAUACAUCCAUAACUGCAUUUUUUAAAUGCAAUGAACAUUAAUAACUUCUUUCCCCCUCUAUGUACUAAUGUUAGAGUACGUGAGUACAUAAGACAUUCACAAAAGCAGAAGUUUUUUCUUAAAAAAGUAAAUAAUAAUUUGCUCAUAAUUUGAUCCUUUUCUUGAGCAUGAUUUAUAAGGAUAUUAAGUCUGGUUGUUGUCAUUAAGCAUUACAUAAGUACUUGCCUGUGUUGGAUUAUGGUGUAAAUGAACUGACCCAGCAGUUUGAUAAUAAAAUGUUUCCUCUAUGUA